Molecule: messenger RNA, 363 nt
Organism: Aspergillus ochraceoroseus IBT 24754
Lineage: Eukaryota; Fungi; Ascomycota; Eurotiomycetes; Eurotiales; Aspergillaceae
Gene: spt4
Product: transcription elongation factor SPT4
Exons: 4
Coding region: 1-363 (120 amino acids)
Biological process (GO): positive regulation of DNA-templated transcription, elongation; mRNA processing; chromatin organization
Cellular component (GO): nucleus; DSIF complex
Molecular function (GO): RNA polymerase II complex binding; zinc ion binding
Source: RefSeq, a predicted model, not a curated record
AUGUCCUUUUACGUCGCCCCCAGCCAGCAGCGCACCCUGCGCGCCUGCAUGGUCUGCUCCCUGGUUCAGCUGCACAACAAAUUCAUGCGCGAAGGCUGCCCGAACUGCGACAACGUGCUCGGACUGCGCGGGAACAACGACAACAUCCAAGAGUGCACAUCCCAGGUGUUUGAGGGUCUGAUUACCAUCCGGGAUCCCGUCACAAGCUGGGUGGCUCGCUGGCAGCGAUUAGACAGCUAUGUGGCGGGGACAUAUGCUGUGAAGGUGACAGGAUCGCUGCCCGACGAAGUGAUCUCAAACCUAGAAGAUGCUGGGAUCAAAUACAUCCCGAGAGAUGGCAGUACGGUUGAAGAGGAGGGUUGA